Molecule: messenger RNA, 800 nt
Organism: Cydia amplana
Lineage: Eukaryota; Metazoa; Arthropoda; Insecta; Lepidoptera; Tortricidae
Exons: 12
Coding region: 138-800 (220 amino acids)
Source: RefSeq, a predicted model, not a curated record
AUAUCGUUGGUCUUGAUGCGCUUCAGGCGUUAGCCCUAGACGGAGCAGGAAUUCACAAGAACCUGAAACUGUUGAGCGUCGAUGGCCGCCGAUGUUACGUGGAUGAGUCUGACAACGAUGGUGUUGUGCAUAACAGCAUGUGUUACCUUAAUAAACCUGGACACAGAAAGAGCAUAUUCAACUUAUUGACUAAACCGAUCAAACCAGAUUCAAUGGAAGAAAACGAUCCCAUUCAUAGAAGACAAAGAGAAUCUGGCGUGCCUCAAAGUCGAAUUAAACUAGUGAGUAAACUUCAGAAAAAUAGACAAAUUGUUGUGAAUGCUGGACGUAAACGUAAUCAACACGUGAAUAAGGAAGCCGAAUCAAUGACUACAGGAAAGCCUAAAGGCCCUAAUAUUGAAAAAGAUAAUGUACAACUUAACGUGGCCACUUCCAGACCCCAUCACACACUUGGUAAAAAAGCACACUUAAAGGGCUGUCGUUGGAAAUUUGAAUGUUUAACUGCAUGGAACCUUGACACCUGCCGGCUCAAGACAUCUUGUCCCGGCAAGGAGGAAGACACACGCAGAAACAAGAAAAACCUUGAACAAGAGAAAUUACUACAGCGAGUUCGAAGAAUGAUUGGUAUCUCGUCCGUGGAUGAAGAGGUGGAAAAAAUAUUGGAAGUCCGAGCGUUACACAACCCUUUCAUAAUGAAUAUUGGACCAGGUGGCACCUCCGGCCCUGCAGAAACUUUACCUCAGUAUUUGACCAAACUAAUUAUAAUUCAAGCUACCCGGCUCAGCCCAUCAACGCGCUAA